CCAGCGAUUGUAGUUCGCAUCGACGCUUCGAAACGUUGUUCAAAGUUUUUGUAAGCGACGAGGCCGCAAUCGUAAAAUAUCUCGGUGGAAAAAUGACAUCCUUAAUGGCCAAGCCGAAGAGCGAAAUGACUCCAGAGGAGCUGGCUCAAAGAGAGCAAGAAGAAUUCAACACGGGUCCUCUAUCAGUUUUAACGCAAUCAGUGAAGAAUAACACUCAAGUUCUGAUCAACUGUCGAAACAACAAAAAGCUACUUGCUAGGGUGAAAGCGUUCGACCGGCAUUGUAACAUGGUUCUCGAGAACGUCAAAGAAAUGUGGACUGAAACACCAAAGUCUGGAAAAGGGAAAAAGGCUAAGCCAGUUAAUAAGGACAGAUACAUCGCCAAGAUGUUCCUCAGGGGAGAUUCUGUGAUUUUGGUUUUAAGAAAUCCAAUGGCAACCGCGGGAAAGUAGACUUCUACAAGCAUUGUAAUAUCCUCGAGCAUAAAAUCGUACUUUGAUGUCAUUUUGAGUGUUUGUGGCUUUUAAGUUGGAGCAGCGUUACAAACACUACUGCUACAGUAUCAUCUACUAGGAUGUUUUUUCAUAAGUAUUUUAUACAUAUACAGUGUAAGUAUGUCAGGAUAUUAAAAAAUUCACAAGACAGCCUAAAGUGUAUUACCAGCUCAUCAUCUCUU
This is a messenger RNA of Orbicella faveolata, 676 nucleotides long. RefSeq names its product small nuclear ribonucleoprotein Sm D2. Gene Ontology annotation, cellular component: small nuclear ribonucleoprotein complex. Gene Ontology annotation, biological process: RNA splicing. NCBI's taxonomy places the organism in Eukaryota, Metazoa, Cnidaria, Anthozoa, Scleractinia, Merulinidae. The record is from RefSeq and is a predicted model, not a curated record. Gene Ontology annotation, molecular function: RNA binding.